Aphanomyces astaci is the source of this 1369-nucleotide messenger RNA. RefSeq lists its product as hypothetical. Lineage: Eukaryota; Oomycota; Saprolegniomycetes; Saprolegniales; Verrucalvaceae. The coding region runs from base 356 to 919 and encodes 187 amino acids. The transcript has 5 exons. The record is from RefSeq and is a predicted model, not a curated record.
UAUUUAUAGACACUUCCGAGGCUUUAGUGCCAAGUCCACCAUGCCAGCCAGUGCCAACAACCCUCCGACAGCCAUGCCCCAACUCCCCCUGAACGCCCCCACUGGAACGAUAAAAAUGGUGCUGAGCUUGGUCACGUUUAUCAGUUUCUACACGCCACUUGUGAUCGCCAUGUACUACAUCAACCGACACAGCCCUAGCAUCAAGUACCGCAACCCGAACGAACUGGCGUUCGUGGCUCUGUCUGCAUUCCUCAACGGCCUGGGGCGGUGUCUGGGGCCGCUCUUCGUCGACGACAUCUCGUGCACGCUCCGGUUGCUCUCAUUAGCAUUCCGCUGCAGCUGGUGCUGGUGAGAUAUGUGUUGGCUGAACGACAUGGCCAAAACAGCCAAACCGAUUGCGAGGACUACCAACGCCACCCCUUCGCUGUUUCGCAACGAUUACAGCGUGUACAGCGGGGCGCACUGCCCGUCUAACCUGCUUGACGCAGUCAUGCGUUGGUUCCUCACGUCGUUUGCGUGUAUGAUAAGUGCGUCGGUGGUGCUGUCGAACUUUGGCUUGCGCCGGCCGUAUCAAACGUGCGGCCGCGCGUAUGUCGCAUUGUUUUUGGCGUACGUUACCAUUUUGAUCUUUUGGUUUCAAAGCGAUGUUGUGUACACGUACCGCGUCGACUUGAUCAUCAACCUCGCCAUCGACCACACGAUUGUAUGGGUCCACAUUGUCCGGCCGAUCGUCGUCGAGUUUGUUCAAUCACCUUCAUCCACAACCAUCCUCAACCCGGCGAUGCACCAGGGCAUAGCGCGUGUGCUCAGUGCGUAUUUGCACUCAAAGGAGGGCUUUGGCCUUUGCCUUGCGGGAUCUGGAAGCGAUACGCGAUGGCCUUUGAAAGCAACACCAAGUACCAUAUGGGUGGAACUGUGAUAUUCCAAGUCUCUGUUGGGCAGACAAGAACGCAUUGGCAUACCAUCGUUGUAGGAGAGCAAUAGUGCACAUGGUAUUGAGCACACGAGCCGUGAAAACCCAUGACUUCCUUUUGCUGCAGGGCGACGGGGCAUCCGGUACUUUGACAUUCUGCUGGACUCGAUCGUGGACAGAAUUCUCGUGGAGACGUUGCCCCGGUUCCAGCGGGAUCCGGUCGGCGCAGGGUGGUAUAACUUUCUUGUCAAGUACCACACACAAGACUCGCUGGAUCAAGUGCUAGACGACACCAUCGGACGAGAUCAGUGGUCCAAGAUGCCCAACCAUCAAACAUGCCGCCAUCAGCCGCUCCACGGGGCGAUUAUACAUGAUUCAAACGGAAGGCCUGUCGUUCAAGGACGGCGACGACGAAAGGAGUACAUGUUGUGUGUUAACAGCGGAAUUGUUGCGCCA